Alosa sapidissima (American shad) is the source of this 616-nucleotide messenger RNA. Its product is annotated as transcription factor HES-5-like. Gene Ontology annotation, molecular function: DNA-binding transcription factor activity, RNA polymerase II-specific; protein dimerization activity; RNA polymerase II cis-regulatory region sequence-specific DNA binding. Gene Ontology annotation, cellular component: nucleus. The transcript is spliced from 2 exons. Lineage: Eukaryota; Metazoa; Chordata; Actinopteri; Clupeiformes; Clupeidae. The record is from RefSeq and is a predicted model, not a curated record. The coding region runs from base 130 to 609 and encodes 159 amino acids. Gene Ontology annotation, biological process: regulation of transcription by RNA polymerase II; regulation of neurogenesis; anterior/posterior pattern specification.
AGAACCUCCAACAAACCCAAGACCCACACAUUCAUAUGGAGAUCUGGGAGUAUAAAUAGGAGAAGGAGAGGAGCAGUCAGUAGCAGAGCUCAAGCUCCUCUUCAGAGAGACCACAGCAGAGAUACAGCCAUGGCACCUACUGUCACUGUACCCAUGACCUACUUUUCUGAGCAUCUUACACUGAACAAUAAGCAGAGAAAGCCUUUGGUGGAGAAACUGCGCAGAGAUCGCAUCAACAACAGCAUUGAACAUCUCAAGACUCUACUGGGCCAGGAGUUCCUAAAGCAACAUCCAGACUCCAAGCAGGAGAAAGCUGACAUCCUGGAGAUGACUGUCCACUUCCUGAAACAGAAGCAGCAGCAGCAACCCUCCACCUGCUCCACAGCAGCCAAUGAGGGCUACUCCAGGUGUAUGCAGGACGCUGUCAACUUCCUGUCUCAGUGUGAGGUGCAGACACAGUCCCAGAGAAGACUGCUGAGUCACUUCCUACACAUGCUGCCCACAGCGGACAAGAGCACCAGAGUCCAGCUUCAGCCCAGCUCUCCAGUCCGUCACAGCAGCAGCAAACAGAAGACUUCAGGCUGCACUGCACUCUGGAGGCCCUGGUAGAGCCAUG